Ipomoea triloba (trilobed morning glory) is the source of this 3116-nucleotide messenger RNA. RefSeq names its product ubiquitin carboxyl-terminal hydrolase 8-like. Gene Ontology annotation, molecular function: cysteine-type deubiquitinase activity. Bases 16 to 2775 code for a protein of 919 amino acids. Gene Ontology annotation, biological process: protein deubiquitination. The record is from RefSeq and is a predicted model, not a curated record. The transcript has 13 exons. NCBI's taxonomy places the organism in Eukaryota, Viridiplantae, Streptophyta, Magnoliopsida, Solanales, Convolvulaceae.
CUUCUUUGUUUCUAGAUGAGUCGUAAGUUGAGACGACUGAGCCACUCAGCCCUUACUUUCGCCACCUCUCUCUACGCUAGCGUCAGGAUCAAAUCCGCCAUUCUCUUCCCUUUCCUCCGUCGAUUCCUCUCCAAAACCCUAAACUUCCUCUCCCCCAUCAUGGAAUCUUGGCUCUUCUCCUCCUCCGAUGACGACGCCGGCUUUGGCCUCGAUUUGUCCUUCUCUAACUUCACCCCACAACUAUCCCACCUCGACCCUGAAUCCCUCUUCCUAGUCCCCUUCAGGUGGUGGAGUGAGGCUAAAGAGGGAUUGUGUAGUAGUGGUGAAGUGAGUGAGAGUGAGAUUAGUGGUACUCUGUACAAUGCAACAGCAAUUUUGAAGCGCUCAGAUGUUUUCCCUGGUGAAUCUAGUACUGAAACAGAGAUUGUUUUGGAUAUGGAUAUGGAUAUGGAGAGGGAGGGUGAGACUGAGGAUAAUGAGGAAGGUGUUUCAGGUAAGGCGUUAGCCUUGGUGUCCGAAUGGAUGUUCUUGAGAGCUAUGAAAUGGCAUUUUGAUAUGAAGAAUGUGGGAGGUUUCCUAGCCCCAGAUGAUACCCUGCACGACUUGUUCUCUUUACAUAUCAGAUUAUUGUAUAUUUCGAAAACAAAUUCUUUGGCUAUAAGAAUUAGCCUAAAGGACAAUGAAGUUGGAGUGUUUGAUAGAGCCUGCGGUAUAUUCUGCGACACACCAGACUUGUUUCAUAUCUGGGAUUUUUCUGGACAAACUAUCCAAUUUGUGUUGAACAACAGGAAGUUAUUGAGCAAUUCUGGCCAACUUAAUGAAGAGAUUCUUCUGGAGUUAAAGGUCUAUGAAUUGCCAUGCAAUAAUGAUAGAAAAGGAAGCAGAAAAGAGGAAAUGACAUCUGAACACUGUAGUUCGUCAAAGAGUAGUGCCAGCACUGAUGCUAUUAUGUGUUAUUCUGGAGUUAAUGGAAAUUUCGUAAUUGGUAGCAGCAAAAAUAGUGCUUGUGCUCUGGGCUUGACUGGAUUGGGUAACCUUGGAAACACCUGCUUCAUGAACAGUGCUCUUCAGUGUAUGGUGCACACUCCAAAGCUUGUUGAUUACUUCCUUGGAGACUUUAAAAAAGAUCUGAAUUUUGAAAAUCCUUUGGGCAUGAAAGGGAAGCUGGCUCUAGCAUUUGGUGACUUGCUACGAAAGCUUUGGGCUCCUGGAGCAACAACUGUUUAUCCUGAGAUGUUCAAGUCAACAAUCGCUAGUUUUGCUCCUCAAUUUAGUGGCUAUAAUCAACAUGACUCCCAAGAAUUUCUUGCCUUUCUGUUGGAUGGACUGCAUGAAGAUAUCAAUCGUGUCAAACACAAACCUGAUAUAGAAACCAAGGAAGAAGAUGAUCGCCCAGAUGAAGAGGUGGCAGAUGAGCACUGGUCAAAUCAUCUAUCUCGCAAUGAUUCUGUCAUAAUUAAUCUGUGCCAAGGUCAGUAUCGGUCAAAGUUGGUCUGUCCUGUUUGUAAGAAGUCAUCUGUCACAUUUGAUCCAUUCAUGUAUUUAUCAUUGCCGCUUCCAUCGACAACAAUGCGCACAAUGACUUUGACAGUGUUCAGCAGUGAAGGGACCACUAUGCCAUUUCCAGUUACAGUAACUGUGCCAAAAUAUGGACGCUCUAAGGAUCUUGUUGAAACAUUGAUCUCUAAAUGUUCUUUGAGUGAUGAAGAGACACUUCUUGUGGCUGAGAUAUAUGGAAGUUCUAUUAUUCGUUUUCUAGAUGAUCCUACUGAUUCUAUAGAGCUAGUUAGAGAUGAUGACACCCUUGUUGCCUAUCGAUUGCCAAAAGAUGAUGAUGGAUCUCGUUUAGUUGUCUUCCAGCAUCAAUGCAAGGAAAAAUCAAUUGUUCAUGGCUCUCACAAGAAACUUGGCACUCCCCUUGUUACAAGGAUAUCUGACUUUUCCAGUGGAUCUGCAAUUCACAAACAAUACGAAAGGUUGCUAAGCCCCUUUUUAGUUCAAGAAGAAGAUUCGCCAAGUGAUUACAAUGAUGCACAGAAUAGCACAAACCAUGAUUCUGAAAUGAUGGAUGUGAUGCCCAAUGGAGAUUCAAAUUUGAAGAAUGAAUUCAAAGAUGACUCAUUAUUGGCUGGUGACUUCCAGUUUUACUUGGAAAAUAAGAUCCUUUUAUCAAUGGAUGAACCUGUGCCAGUCUCAAACUCAUAUGAGCCUGUAAAUAUGCUUGUUACCUGGCCUGAGAGAAUGGUCGAUGUCUAUGAUACCGCCCGUCUUAGCACCUUGUCAGAAGUAUGUAAUUCUGCAUUGGAUGGAGGAAAGCCACCAGAGUCUGUUUCACUUUAUAAAUGCCUUGAUGCCUUCUUAAAGGAGGAGCCUCUGGGUCCCGAGGACAUGUGGAACUGCCCUAAUUGCAAAAGGCCUCGGCAAGCCAGUAAAAAGCUGGACCUUUGGAGACUGCCAGAAAUUCUGGUCAUUCACUUGAAGAGGUUUUCCUACAACCGGUUUCUCAAAAACAAGCUGGAUUUGUAUGUGGAUUUUCCAAUUGAUGAUUUUGAUCUUUCAAGUUAUAUUCUUCACAAGAGUGAUGAAAUAGACCAUCGCUACAAGUUGUAUGCUGUAAGUAAUCACUAUGGAGGAAUGGGUUAUGGUCAUUAUACUGCAUAUGUCCAACAUGGACAUAAUAGGUGGUACGAGUUUGAUGACGCUCAUGUCUCUGCAAUUAUGGAGGAUAAGAUAAAGACGUCAGCUGCGUAUGUUCUCUUUUACAGGAGGGUUUAAGAUAUAAAGACGCUCCUUUUUUUCGUCAUUUUGCUUGUAGCGAAAUUUCUGCCUCGGUGUUGUUACAUUUGGUCCCAUGUCAAGUUUCAAUUUCAACUUGUCGAAAAACUCGGGUUCUUAGUUUCGUGUACAUAAGAUACCCUUCCUUUAUAUGUUUCACACCAACAUGAAACUGGAAUUUUAAGCCAAGCUUAGAUUAGAACACUCAUGUUAUACACAGCUGAUGGCUUUUAGGAAUUCACACAUUUUUUGAAAAUGACUUGAUCCCAGGAAGUGUUUCUGGGAAAACUGUAUAUACAUUCAUUCUCUUGACAAGCUUAAUAGUGUAUUUUGUUGGCUCA